This is a messenger RNA of Puccinia triticina, 474 nucleotides long. RefSeq lists its product as uncharacterized. Bases 1 to 474 code for a protein of 157 amino acids. Lineage: Eukaryota; Fungi; Basidiomycota; Pucciniomycetes; Pucciniales; Pucciniaceae. The record is from RefSeq and is a predicted model, not a curated record. The transcript is spliced from 5 exons.
AUGUCCCGCCUGAUUUUCGGGCACAGACUACAAGCACUCACCAUCCUGCUUAUUUCUUCAGGGCUGCUGGUUGAUGCAGCCAAGCCAAGCCCACAGAUAACCACAAAAUGCGACACAUACUUCCACCCCACCCGCGAUGCUCGCUUAUACAUGUGCGUGAACGCCAAGGAUAAAUACAAAUGCGACCUCGAGUCCUGCGGCGAAAACUCUAAACCCUGGAGCGACUUCACCUUUGCAAACUGCUUGCACUAUGUUGGUAAUGACUACCGCAAAAACCCGAUCCCUGGCACCACCAAAGCAGUCGUCCAUCCGCUCCAAUACCACGUCAAUGCGGCAAGCUAUGUCGAUGCCCAAGACCGGGACGACCGGCAUUGGUACAGAUGCACGUUCAAAGACCCCGCAGACUUCAACGCCCGAAGGGCAGCCUGUACCGACUGCCGCAUAGCACGGUCGAAGGUUGGAGGUGGAGAUUAG